Populus euphratica (Euphrates poplar) is the source of this 1952-nucleotide messenger RNA. RefSeq names its product probable mitochondrial-processing peptidase subunit beta. The record is from RefSeq and is a predicted model, not a curated record. The transcript is spliced from 9 exons. NCBI's taxonomy places the organism in Eukaryota, Viridiplantae, Streptophyta, Magnoliopsida, Malpighiales, Salicaceae. Gene Ontology annotation, biological process: proteolysis. The coding region runs from base 72 to 1655 and encodes 527 amino acids. Gene Ontology annotation, cellular component: mitochondrion. Gene Ontology annotation, molecular function: metal ion binding; metalloendopeptidase activity.
UCCACUAUUUUAGACCCUCUGAGGUCUGCACUGUUUUGAUCUACAAACCCUAACACACACAAACCAAAAUCAUGGCUUGGAAGCGCCUUCUAACUCUAGCUCACCGGCCCCACAGACCUUUAUCAGCAACCACGACCAGAUCCUUUUCCAAUGCCGCCUCCGUCGCCACCGUCAGUCCCACCACUCCACCCACCCCACCACCGCCAACCGCCAUGAUCUACGACCGAUUAGCUGAAUCAGUCAAAUCAAAGCUCAAACUCCUCGAAAACCCGGACCCAAGAUUCCUCAAAUACGGGUCACCCCACCCAACUCUCAAAACCCACACACAUAUCCUCUCCUCACCUGAAACCCGCAUCACUACGCUCCCUAAUGGUCUCCGUGUCGCUACUGAGUCGAAUCUGGCUGCUAAAACUGCGACUGUUGGUGUUUGGAUUGAUGCCGGGUCGAGAUUUGAGUCCGAUGAGACAAAUGGGACUGCUCAUUUCUUGGAACAUAUGAUAUUUAAGGGAACGGAGAAGAGGGGUGUGAGGGAAUUGGAAGAGGAGAUAGAGAAUAUGGGAGGGCAUUUGAAUGCGUAUACAAGUAGAGAACAGACUACUUAUUAUGCUAAAGUUAUGGACAAAGAUGUUAAUAAGGCCUUGGAUAUUUUGGCUGAUAUUUUGCAGAACUCUACUUUCGAUGAGGGGAGGAUAUCUAGGGAGAGGGACGUUAUUACUUUGGAAAUGAAGGAGGUUGAGGGGCAAACCGAGGAAGUAAUUUUUGACCAUUUGCAUGCAACUGCUUUUCAAUACACUCCUUUAGGUAGAACUAUUCUGGGACCUGCUAAAAACAUCGAGACAAUAUCCAGGGAUGAUCUUCAGAACUAUAUACAAACACACUACACAGCUCCUAGAAUGGUGAUUGUUGCAUCAGGGGCUGUGAAACAUGAGGAGUUUGUCGGGGAAGUAAAGAAGUUGUUUACGAAGUUAUCAUCUGAUCCAACUACUGCUGCACAGUUAGUUGCCAAAGACCCUGCAUAUUUCACUGGUUCUGAGGUCAGGAUAACUGACGAUGAUGUUCCUCUGGCACAAUUCGCCGUCGCUUUUCAAGGAGCAUCUUGGACAGAUCCAGAUUCCAUUGCUUUGAUGGUCAUGCAGGCUAUGUUGGGUUCUUGGAACAAGAGUGCAGGAGGUGGAAAGCACAUGGGUUCUGAACUAGCACAAAGGGUUGGCAUUGAUGAAAUAGCAGAAAGUAUGAUGGCUUUCAACACAAACUACAAGGACACUGGUCUUUUUGGUGUUUAUGCUGUUUCAAAGCCGGAUUGCUUGGAUGAUUUAGCCUGGGCAAUCAUGCAUGAGACAACUAAGUUAUGCUAUCGAGUUUCAGAAGCUGAUGUCACACGUGCUUGUAAUCAGUUAAAAUCUUCCUUGCUACUUCACAUUGAUGGAACUAGUCCUGUAGCGGAAGAUAUUGGGCGCCAGCUACUUACUUAUGGUCGAAGAAUCCCAUAUGCUGAACUGUUUGCUAGGAUUGAUUCUGUCAAUUCAAGCACUAUCAAACGUGUUGCAAACCGAUUUAUUCACGACCAGGAUAUUGCAAUUGCGGCCAUGGGUCCCAUCCAAGGGUUGCCUGACUACAACUGGUUCAGGCGCAGGACCUACUUGAAUCGUUACUAGAUUGUGCCAGGCGUUUGUUUAUUACGGCAUCCUUGUGUAUUGUGCAGUUGCCAAACAUUUUACUGCUUCUGCACGCAACGAUAUCUUCUGAGAGCCCUCACGGCUGCCUAAGCCCCAUUUUUUUUAGGUUUUUGCUUCUGUAAUGAUAUCAUUGUUAACAGUAAUAAGCGAAUGCAGUCUCCAAUAUAUGCCUAGGCUGCUGAAAAGGAUUUCAAAUUCCGUGCAUUUAAAGCUGAUGUAUGAGCUUGCAUCUUCCCCUUCUUGAAUAGGAUAAAAAUACAUGUCUCUAUUUUCCAA